Messenger RNA from Aspergillus japonicus CBS 114.51, 486 nucleotides. RefSeq lists its product as uncharacterized. Lineage: Eukaryota; Fungi; Ascomycota; Eurotiomycetes; Eurotiales; Aspergillaceae. The record is from RefSeq and is a predicted model, not a curated record. The transcript has a single exon. The coding region runs from base 1 to 486 and encodes 161 amino acids.
AUGUGUCCCAUGUUCCCCGACCGCGCCGUCCGCCGCGACGACGGCGUCUACGGCCGGUUCACCAAGCACUACCUCAGCCGCCACGGGCACUGCGACCCGGAGCGCGAGCAGGUCUUCGUGGUGGUGGAGGUGGCGCAGGAGCUGAUGGACCGACACGACUGGCCCUUCUACGUGGAGCAGCUGCAGCUGGAGAUCGAGGGCGAGCGCCUCAGCAAGCCCACCGCGGAGGCCGUGUUCGCGCGCAUCCAGUGCGCGGGCGUCGUGCGCCACUACAAGGAGUGCGUCGGCGCGGAGCGCGUCACGGGGCCCGGCAUCCUCGCCGUGCAGAUCGAGGGCCGCGCUGAGCACCGCCUGUCGGACGACCUCUGGCUGCUGCACGACUGGUAUGAGAAUACCGUGAUGCCGUACUGGGGCCAUGCGCCGCUGCCCGUGCCCGUCGAUGGGUCGGCGGAGUGUUAUCCGUACUUGCGGUGUCCGUGGUGGUAG